UGCACUCUUAAGCAUUUUGCCCUAAAGAUGGCUAUUCACAAGUGGUGGUAGUUUUUGAGUAAUUGUGUAUGGAGUAAAAGACUGAAUGGAAUUUUAGGAAUAACUCUUAAAACCUCAGAUGUUUAAAUAACACCUCAUACUGAUGUAUCUUACCAUAUUAGAAAGAGUGGGUAAGAUGAAGAGUCUUCACCACUAUAAACCUGGUGAAAAUAAAUGUGAAUGUAACUUUUAAAGAAGAAACGGUAGAUUUUAGAUUUCCACUGUUGUGGAUUUUUCUCACAGUAGGUGGAAGGAUGGCAUGGAAAUGGAAGUAUUCCCCCAAGGAACAGCUGGAGGAUAUGAGCAGCCUGCACGCAGGGCUCACAGGGCUGCAGAACCUGGAGAACACGUGCUACAUGAAUGCAGUGCUGCAGUGCCUCUGCAGCCUGACCCCGUUCGUGCAGUAUUUCCUCUCGGGGAAGUGGAACACAGCCCUGCACGAGGAGAUUGGAGAGUCUGCGAUUGCCUUUGGCUGUUUGGUGUCUGACAUGUGGCUUGGAGAGUUUGACUUUGUUUCCCCUGAGGCUUUUCAUUCUGUCUUUGGGAAGCGGUACCCAGCUUUUAGCAGGAGGACUCAGCAUGAUGCACAGGAGUUCCUCAUCUGUGUGCUGGAUGACCUCCACGAGGCUUUCAAGCAGCCAAGCCAAGAAAGACAGAGCUCUGCUGCAGGAGCAAGCACAAGGAGUAGCAGUGGCACAUCUAUUAUAACACACUUAUUUGAGGGACAACUCAGUUAUGCCAUCAGGUGUCUGACAUGCAGAGCCCUCAGUGACAGACCCGAGAGCUUCACCAUCCUCUCCCUGCCCAUCCCUUCCACCAGAGUUUGCUCUCUGCAGGACUGCCUGGAAUGCUUUUUUCAGCCAGACACACUGACUCGGAACAACCAAAUCCACUGUUACUGGUGUGGAAGCAACCAAGAUGCCACAGUAAAGGCCUCCAUAACCAAGGCACCACAGAUCAUCAUCUUUCAUCUAAAGAGGUUUGCCUGGCAGGACAAGCACAGAAGGAAACUCUCAACCACUGUCUGCUACCCGUUCAGCGAUCUGGAUCUCUCUCCCUACAUCUCCACAUCAUGUCACAACAAUACAGAGUACAGCUUGUGUGCUGUAGUGGUAAGCUUUGCCCUUCCUGCUUUUAUUGGGAAUGCCCUGGCUCAUGGAGCAGAUGAAGCCUGUGUUGGUUUGGACUUCCUGUAUAAUGAUUUCUAAUUUAAUGUAUGUUUUGUUGUACGCUUUUUUCUACCAGCCAUGGACAUAAUCCAGUAACAGAACGUAACUGAAGGACAGAGACAUUAUUUCUCCUUCUUCCCCAACAUUCCAAUUUUAAAAGAAUGCACUCCUAGCACGUAAUGCCUCUUCAGAGUAAACUUGCAAGCUGAUCCA
Molecule: messenger RNA, 1421 nt
Organism: Haemorhous mexicanus (house finch)
Lineage: Eukaryota; Metazoa; Chordata; Aves; Passeriformes; Fringillidae
Gene: USP50
Product: ubiquitin specific peptidase 50
Exons: 5
Biological process (GO): endosome organization; protein K63-linked deubiquitination; Ras protein signal transduction
Cellular component (GO): cytosol; postsynaptic density; dendritic spine
Molecular function (GO): cysteine-type deubiquitinase activity
Source: RefSeq, a predicted model, not a curated record